AUGGGUAAAGGGGUGGAUGGCCUGGUGGAGUGGUGUGUGCGGGAGAUAUCGUUUGCGGACGACGAAGGGCUCACUCCUCAAAAAUUUGUUCUCGUUGUAAAAAGGUAUCUCGAAGAUGCAGAUGACAAGAACGAUGCAUCAGCAAAGACCGGCUCUGCCGUCGAAAACAUGGCAAAUCUAGACGUCGACCGCAUCGAGCCAGUAGACGUUGAAAUUGCGGCUCCAGUGUGGCAUGAUGUGGCUGCCAGGGCCGAGAUAUUCGUCGGUAGCAACAGGUCCGACAAAACCUGGAAUCAACUGCCCUUUGAGUCCAUCUUUCAAUUACCGGAGACACCAAAAGAUGCGGCACAGCCAGACACCGUUGUUCAUGCGGGCAAAGAUGGACUGCCCAACUUCCAGCCACGGAUAUUUACCUCUGAGGAACUGACGUGGAUCAACAUCACCGGCCAUGGCAUUGACUUUCUCAAAAUCCCUCCCCUUUGCUGGAAGCUACUGCCCAAGCUGGCAUCCUGUCACUACGAGGGCUGUUCACAGGGAAAUCUGUGUAAGAUGGGAGGCGGCGACAUUCGCUCUGUUCCCAAAAGGACAGACAAACUUGCUGAGCAGGGCUACAUCGUCAAGCGUACUGUGGUUCUCCGCGGCUCCAAGACAAGCAAGCUCUGGCUCACUCAGUUCGCACCUCCGGAUCUACCCAGCGCAGAAAAUCCCAACACUUGGGGUCGUGAUCUGGACCUGUCACGAGACCACCUCACAAAGAGCCUGCGGCCAGUGCCGUGGUGUCACCUUUGGACUGGCGUAACCAUUGAGUACGAGUCUUUUGGCCGCACCGCUAUCGCUGUGAUUCGAGCAUGGGAGGUUAUGCGAAUCGCCGACUUGAAGAACAAGCUUGGGAUUCACGGUGUGCGUUGGCAGAUGAAGGUUCUCGCGAGAAUGCUUCGCAGGUUCGCAAGUGCCGGCAUCACAAAGUAUGUAGCCGCAAAGCUUGGUGAGACCGGUAAAGUUUUCAAGGACUGCGUCAAGUAUGUUCGAGAGCCUACAGACGAUGAAUGGGAGAAGUAUCUUUCAACAGGCGGUGGCAAGGCUCAAUACACCAAGGCUGGAAAGAAGGGAAACAAGUCGGCGAAGCCUCAGAUACCUACAGGUGGCCCCAAACCAGUUGUUUCGGCCCAGCUUUCAAAGUGGUCGCCCGAAAAGCCGUUGGUCAACUUGGUAUACGACACCAUCAAGCGAUCUGCCUUUCAGGGUUUAACUGGUCCUCAAGUCAGCACAUUGACUGUCGGCUAUGCUUUUCGUCGCUAUAUGGACAGUCUUAUGCCUGUGUUGUCAAAGUCUGACAUUCAGCCGGACCAUCUCAGCCAUCUGACAAUUCGCCCUGAGAACAGAGGCCCUCGAUCGCGGGUGUUCACCACCGAGCCUUCUGACGGUCCAGAACUUGCGCCUGGAACUUUGAGUGCUACCAUCACAGGGACCCUUGACCCAGCCACAGCGUUAGAAGCCUUCGGAUUCGGGCCAAUAUUGGAGACGCUUGCGGCAACUCCGGCAAAUGCUACUUUGACCUCCCUUGCACGAAUCACCAAUGACCAUGGCGAGCAGGCAAGGAUGAUGAAGCCACUUAGCUCGCAUUCUGAGAAUGCUGUUCUCGCCCUGGUUGAGGGUACUACCAGCGAGCACCCGGCAAAGAGGGCUCGUCUUGGCGACGUUUCUCAAGUCGAGGAGGAGAUUGAAGCAUUGAACGCGACACCGACACCAGGUGUAGUCCUGCAAGAUGCCGGAACAAGCCGAGAUGAAGCUGCCGUGGACCAGGCAACCCAAGAUAAUACUGAUCAAACUGAUCGUGAAGAACAUACACGUGAAUCAAAGAAACGCAGUCGACCGCUCGAGCGCCGACCAGACAUCGAACCUGGCGCACGUGCCUUCAUUGCUGAGGACAGUGAGCGUCCCAAGAAGAAGGGUCGCCCAUCCAAGAACCCAGUGAAGCCUAUCAUUAUCAAAUUUGUUGGCCAGAGCGUGCAGCGCUGGCAGGUUUCUGCAGGCUUUGAGCUGUCAGAGUCAUUCCUUGCUACUGACGAUGAGGACAGAGACAGUGAGCCUUCAGAUGAGGAGGAGUCUGACGAGGAGGUUCCGGCCCCGGAUCUCACGAUGGAAGCACGCUACAAUGGACGCCCUGGCCAACUUAGGGUCUCUUUGAGCGACCAAAUGAUUGUCUUUGAAUACGGUGGAACAGCAGCCGACAAGCCUUCUCUUCAAAUCACCAUCGCGAGUAUUGUGGACAAUCCGGCCAUUGACACACCCCCGGACGAUGAUGACAAGUGCCUGGUCAUCAAUGCCACCCGGAACAAUUCUAGAUGGCCGUAUAUAUUUCAUUUCGACAACACUGCGGAAGUCUUCGAGGCCGCGACCGCGCUUAGAGACCAGGUCGAAAGCAUACGUAUGGGAACCGCAGUUAAGAAAAAGCCUAAGAAAUCAAAAAAGCUCAAGAAGUCGGGCAAGGCGGCGAACGGCAUCAAGCGGAAGUGGAAAGCCGAGGGUUAUAAAUGCGAUCGAUGCGGAUCGGUCUACAAGAACGACAACGGACUUAAAUAUCACCAGGAGAAAUCACAGACGCCUUGUAACCCCGACUUUGAUCCGAAUGUCAUGGCAGAAAAACCAGACAAACGGCGAAGAAGUCAUGUUGAUGGCAAUGAAGACCAAGGCCCUCCAACUGGCAGAGGCCAAAGGUCCGCGCGGUCGCAGCUUAAGAAGCCCAACCAUGAGCCGGAGCAGCCCACGAAUGCAUUCGGACGCAAAGUCAGCAAACGGCCAGAGAGUGGCUUCGCAAGUCGUCGCGGCAUAGGAUCGCUGGAGAAAGGUGCAAUUGAAGAAGCACCUUUGGUGCUUGGUCAAAGCCUACCCACUGAGCCUGAUGUAAGCAUGGUCGAUUCGCCAGCUAUUGGUCGGUCGGACGACGUACCGACUAACGACAUCAUCGUGAUAGAAAACCCGCAACCUCUUAGGGUGGACGCUGUUGUGACCGAGGAGGCUCCGGCAGAGGCUGUCGAGGAAUGUUCUCCAGCUGAGGCUGUGUCGAUGGACCAGCAAGAAUCAACUACGGACCAAGUUUCAUGUUCAGAAGAUUGCAAUGGCUUUCCUAAGUUUGUUUUGCCGCCUCUUACCAACCCAAAGUUGCUGGAAACCUCACAUCGGACAAUAUCAAUAAUUCAAUACCUAGUCGAUGUUCACGAUGGGGUUUUCCCGGGGGAUAAAGCGAUGUGGUAUGCUGUUUAUACCAUGCACGAGAAGGAGUUUCCUGAAGAAAUUCACCCGAGCUUUCGUUCAUGUCUGGCUAUUAUUAAGACGAUGGAGCGGCGCGGAUGGUUGCGCACAUACACUUAUGCGUGGAGAGAUGAGAAAGGUUCUACUUCAAAACUGUACUUGGCAAUAAAAGAGGGGGUACCCGACUCAAGCCCAACGAUUGCCGCAAUGAAAGAAAGAAUCCAGAACGCCCAUCCGCUGCCAUACGUCCCUCCUGGGUUCGAACCAUCCCCCGAGACCCUGGAAGCCCUCUACGCUAGAUUAGCGGACGAGUCGUCUCGCAUGCAUAGCAGGGCCUCUCGGAGAAAACAGGUUGAAGUUGAAGUACUGAAGGCGCCAUUCUAUGAAGAAACUCGAAGUGACAGACUCGCAAAACAGGAGUCACCAGCUAGGCGAACACACAUUUCGGCAUUCAGGCCUUCCCCUAUACAAAAUACUCGCUCGUUUCCUCCGGGGGAUAGGAGUGAGCUGCUGCGGAGUAGACUCAAGGCUUCGCUUGCACAGCCGAGACAACCAAAGAGGAGGAGCCUAUUCGAGUCUUCAAACCCAGGUCUAGACAGCCUGCCGCCAUACUUUUUCAAUGGGACUAUUGCUCUUCGCGACAGCAGUGUUGUACUUCCACUGGAACCAACCGGUCAUGUGGAUGCAAAUGGGGGAGGGGUUUUUGACUCCUCGGUCCCUAUUACAGAUCCUUUUCUCAGGCAAAAGUUGCCAGCAAGUGUCGAAGAAAUACCGCACAAUGUUCCUUAUAGCGACGACGAAUGGGCUGAUCCCCACUGGGCUAGGUUUACCUGGCACGUCAAUGCUUGUCGUGAAUGGGAGCAGGCGGAGGAGACAUCCAGGCUGCUUCAAUCCUCCACGCUAGCCCCAGAUUACUGUUUUCUCAAUUUCACAGUGGACCCAGGGGCAUUCGAGGGAGUAGACAGUCCUAGCUUGCAAUGGUUCGCCGCGGACCAAUUCAACAUUCUCGACCUACCAUACAAGAUCCUGGCUAGGGAUGUAUACAGGUAUGAGAGGCAGGGUGCGUACAGACUAACGAUACCUCGUGGUCCUCGUGGCCCCUAUCGCCCUCGUGGUUCGAAUGCUGGCGGGCCGUCGAACGUGCGUGGUGGCGGUCCCCUGAGUGGACGAGGUACCAGGAAUCUAAGAGCAUCUGCAAGCAACGACCAAACCUUGAGCGAUUCUGAUAUAAUGGGUAUUCCGUCUGCCGAGCCUACACCCUUUGCUACUCCAAUUCCACUUCAAUUUGAACCUCCAGCGCCUACUCCGGCCCCUGCCAGAGUUCCCGUGUUCCGAAAAGUUCGAGAGUUGACUGCCUUCCCGCACACUCCAGAAGACUAUUCAGCACAAGAACUGGUCGAGGUAGACGACGAUGUGGACUGGUCGGCCGAGAACACUAAGCUAGCAGCGUUCAUAGCCAUCAGGGUUCUUCUUGGCGGUGUUGAGAAGGUGAUUGACUGGGGCCUGAUGAUGAGGCUCUUUCCUGAUGUAAAGCUCUCGGCUCUGAGGAAAUUCUGGGGUCAUAUGAGGAAGACUCGAUCAUUCUACAUCGAAGCAACCACGGAAUUGUUUCAGGAUAAUUUCCUCGAAGCAUACGAGGAGGGAGAGCUGCCGCCCCUGAACUACGACGACGUAUUGGCUUACGACUGGAGGCGCCUGAUACGGUGGACCCUCAAUGAGAUGAUAGAACAGGACAUUGUUCUCCCUGCGACCAAGGAGGGGCUCGAACAAGAAUAUAUUGUGGAUGACAACGCCUAUACCGUGCCGGAGUGGCGGGACACGUACUUUCACUACCAAAGAUCCAUCUGGAACAGGUUCCAGGACUUCACGUCCGAGGUAGCGGCCAUGCCGGCGAAGCCCCAGCUCACAAACUACAACUCUCUAGAAUCAAUCAUCACGUCUUGGAUCCGGGCAUUGUGCUCGACCCCCCCUGAGUUUUACUCGCCAGGCUCCAUCAGGGACAGGGUUUAUUCGCUCGGCGUCCGCGAUGAUCAAGAGGUCAGCUGCCUUCUCCAAGGAGCAAUGAUCGAUCUGCAGCGCCGCCGAGUGAUAAAAAAGAGCAAGCCGGCCGCGCUCAAGUCCGGACGACCUUAUAAAUACACUCAAUUCUUCUACACGACCCUGGACAAGUACUCGCAGCCACACAAGUUCUCCCAGGCGGCCGUCUUCAAGGCUCACCUCGACAGUUUGUUCCGUAAAGGCAAGAUCCUAGAGCGGCUCGAUUUCACAGUCGAUGACGGCGCCAUCAUGGCGAUUGUGAACCUCCAAGCCCACGGCAGGAUCAAGGUCGAGCCCAUCGACAUCCCGAACAUCCCCUUUGGCUUCGAUCCCGGCAACUACGAGACGAGGAAAUACAACAAGGACUUUUACCAAUUCAGCGUCAGGGUCCGGCCGACCGACAAGUACGUAUACAACGAAGACAUCCCCCUGCUCGACCGCGUUAGGACCUCGACUCCGCCGGGGAUGGGCCCCGAAGGCCAGCUCCCGACCUGGUGUGACUUUUUGGGCACCAUCGACUGGUCGAGGUGGGCGAGAUUCGUCUCGGCCGUCUUCUUCAUCCUGGCCACGAGGGGCUCCAUGGGGCCGGAGAGGGCGAGCGCGGCAUUGGGCCCCUUGACGGAGCCGUACGACGUCCAAUGCAUCAUGGACUGGGGUGUCAGGUUGGGGUUGCUAAGGGAGAUGGUUGCCGGCGGUGGGCUGUGCGUCGACGACUGGUGGUGGCUGGGCAUGUCCAAACUUACGAUUGAUGAAGAAGUUUCGGAUGGUGAGGAUACGGCUUGA
Molecule: messenger RNA, 6072 nt
Organism: Pyricularia grisea
Lineage: Eukaryota; Fungi; Ascomycota; Sordariomycetes; Magnaporthales; Pyriculariaceae
Exons: 2
Coding region: 1-6072 (2023 amino acids)
Biological process (GO): 5S class rRNA transcription by RNA polymerase III; transcription initiation at RNA polymerase III promoter
Cellular component (GO): transcription factor TFIIIC complex
Molecular function (GO): DNA binding
Source: RefSeq, a predicted model, not a curated record